Molecule: messenger RNA, 5226 nt
Organism: Psammomys obesus (fat sand rat)
Lineage: Eukaryota; Metazoa; Chordata; Mammalia; Rodentia; Muridae
Gene: Mrc1
Product: mannose receptor C-type 1
Exons: 30
Coding region: 106-4476 (1456 amino acids)
Molecular function (GO): signaling receptor activity
Source: RefSeq, a predicted model, not a curated record
AACCCUGGACUAGGCAGAGGGGCAACCUUGGGGCCCGGACUGUAUUCGUUCUCUUCUCCUCUUCCCUUCUCUCCAUAAGGAGAAGGGCAGGGUACACUGUGGGCCAUGAGGCUUCCCCUACUCCUGGCUUUUAUCUCUGUCAUCCCGGCCGCUGUUCAGCUUUUGGACGCGAGGCAGUUUUUAAUAUAUAAUGAAGAUCACAAGCGCUGCGUGGAUGCUGUCAGCGCCACCGCAGUUCAGACAGCAAGCUGCAACCCGGACGCCGAAUCCCAGAAGUUCCGCUGGGUGUCACAAUGGCAGGUUAUGAGCGUCGCUUUCAAACUAUGCCUGGGGGUUCCGUCGAAGAGCGACUGGGCCUCCGUCACGCUCUACGACUGCGACGCCAAGAGCGAGCUGCAGAAGUGGGAGUGCAAAAACGACACGCUCUUUGGCCUCAGGGGCGUGGAGUUGUAUUUUAAUUAUGGCAACAGACAGGAGAAGAACAUCAAGCUCUACAAAGGUUCCGGUUUGUGGAGCAGAUGGAAGGUCUACGGAACCACAGAUGACUUGUGCUCCCGGGGGUACGAAGCUAUGUACACCUUACUGGGCAAUGCAAAUGGAGCCAUCUGCGCAUUUCCGUUCAAGUUUGAAAACAAGUGGUAUGCAGACUGUACCACUGCUGGGCGGUCGGAUGGAUGGCUCUGGUGUGGAACCACCAGUAACUACGACGCUGACAAGCUGUUUGGAUUUUGUCCGUUGCAAUUCGAGGGCAGUGAGAGGUUAUGGAAUAAAGAUCCACUGACCGGUAUUCUAUACCAGAUAAAUUCCAAGUCUGCCUUAACCUGGCAUCAAGCAAGGGAGAGCUGCAAACAGCAGAACGCUGAGCUCCUGAGUGUCACAGAGAUUCACGAGCAAACGUAUUUGACAGGAUUGACCAGUUCCUUGAGUUCAGGACUCUGGAUUGGGCUCAACAGUCUGAGUUUCAGCAGUGGUUGGCAGUGGAGUGGAGGCAGCCCGUUCCGAUAUCUGAAUUGGCUCCCCGGAAGUCCAUCAUCUGAACCUGGCAAAAGCUGUGUGUCACUAAACCCUGGAAAAAAUGCAAAGUGGGAGAACUUGGAGUGUGCUCAGAAGCUGGGCUACAUCUGUAAAAAGGGCAACAACACACUGAACCCAUUUAUCAUUCCCUCAGAAAGUGAUGUCCCUACUGGCUGCCCUAGUCAGUGGUGGCCCUAUGCAGGCCACUGCUACAAGAUCCAUAAAGAAGACAAGAAGAUCCAGAGGUAUGCCCUGCAAGCCUGUCGGAAGGAAGGCGGUGACCUGGCCAGUAUUCACAGCAUUGAGGAGUUUGACUUCAUCUUCUCCCAGCUAGGAUAUGAGCCAAGUGAUGAGUUGUGGAUUGGUUUAAAUGACAUCAAGAUUCAAAUGUUCUUUGAGUGGAGCGAUGGGACCCCAGUGACAUUUACUAAAUGGCUUCGUGGAGAACCAAGCCAUGAGAAUAACAGGCAGGAGGACUGCGUGGUGAUAAAGGGCAAGGAUGGGUACUGGGCCGAUAGAGCGUGUGAGCAACCACUGGGCUACAUCUGUAAGAUGACAUCACAAACUCAUGCUCCAGCGCCCGAGGAGGCAGAUAGAGGCUGCCGGAAAGGCUGGAAAAGGCAUGGCUUUUACUGCUACUUGAUUGGACACACCCUUUCAACAUUUGCUGAUGCAAACCAAACAUGCACCAAUGAGAAAGCUUAUUUAACAACAGUCGAAGACAGAUAUGAACAAGCAUUCCUGACUAGUUUGGUUGGAUUGAGGCCUGAAAAAUAUUUUUGGACAGGACUUUCAGAUGUUCAAAACAAAGGAACGUUUCGAUGGACCGUGGAAGAGCAGGUGCAGUUCACACAUUGGAAUGCCGACAUGCCAGGGCGAAAGGCAGGAUGUGUUGCCAUGAAAACUGGGGUGGCAGGUGGUUUAUGGGAUGUUUUGAAAUGUGAAGAAAAGGCAAAAUUUGUGUGCAAACAUUGGGCAGAAGGAGUAACUCGCCCCCCAGAGCCCACAACAACUCCUGAACCGAAAUGUCCGGAAGACUGGGGCACUACCAGUAAAAGCAGCAUGUGUUUCAAGCUGUAUGCAAAAGGAAAACAUGAGAAGAAAACAUGGUUUGAAUCUCGAGAUUUUUGCAGAGCUGUGGGUGGAGAACUGGCGAGUAUCAAGAAUAAAGAUGAACAGCAGGUGAUAUGGAGGCUGAUUACGGCAAGUGGAAACUACCAUGAGCUGUUUUGGUUGGGACUGACCUACGGAAGUCCUUCAGAAGGGUUCACCUGGAGUGAUGGUUCUCCUGUCUCCUAUGAAAAUUGGGCUUACGGUGAGCCAAAUAAUUACCAAAAUGUUGAAUACUGCGGUGAGCUGAAAGGCGACCCUGGUAUGUCUUGGAAUGAUAUCAACUGUGAACACCUCAACAACUGGAUUUGUCAGAUACAAAAAGGAAAACCACUACAACCCGAGCCCACACCCGCCCCGCAAGACAAUCCACCAGUUACUGCAGAUGGGUGGGUUAUUUACAAAGACUACCAGUAUUAUUUUAGCAAAGAGAAGGAAACCAUGGACAACGCUCGAGCAUUUUGCAAGAAGAAUUUUGGUGAUCUUGCUACUAUUAAAAGUGAAAGUGAAAAGAAGUUUCUAUGGAAAUAUAUGAACAAGAAUGGUGGAUCGUCACCUUAUUUUAUUGGCUUGCUGAUCAGCUUGGAUAAGAAGUUCAUUUGGAUGGAUGGAAGCAAAGUAGAUUUUGUGGCUUGGGCCACAGGGGAACCCAACUUCGCAAAUGAUGAUGAAAACUGUGUAACGAUGUACACAAAUUCAGGGUUCUGGAAUGACAUCAAUUGUGGUUAUCCAAAUAACUUCAUCUGCCAGCGACAUAAUAGCAGCAUCAAUGCCACCGCCAUGCCUACCACACCCCCAACCCCAGGUGGCUGCAAGGAAGGUUGGCAUUUAUACAACAACAAGUGCUUAAGAAUUUUUGGAUUUGGUGAAGAGGAAAAAAAGAACUGGCAAGAGGCACGGAAAACUUGCUUGGGAUUUAAAGGAAACCUGGUGUCCAUACAGAAUGCAAAAGAGCAAGCAUUUAUUACGUAUCAAAUGCGAGAUUCCACUUUCAAUGCCUGGACUGGGCUGAAUGAUAUCAAUUCAGAACACACAUUCCUUUGGACAGCUGGCCAGGGAGUUCAUUAUACAAACUGGGGGAAAGGCUACCCUGGGGGAAGAAGAAGCAGCCUGUCUUAUGAAGAUGCAGACUGUGUUGUUGUGAUUGGUGGCAAGUCGAGAGACGCGGGGACCUGGAUGGAUGACACCUGUGACAGUAAACAAGGCUACAUAUGCCAAACACCGCCUGACCCUUCCUUGCCUAUUUCUCCAACCACACUUCCUACAGAUGGCUUUGUUAAAUAUGGUAAAAGUAGCUAUUCCCUCAUGAAAUCGAAGGUACCGUGGCACGAAGCAGAUAAACAUUGCAAGGAUCAUGCUUCCCAGCUUGCUAGCAUUCUAGACCCCUACAGUAAUGCAUUCGCGUGGAUGAAAAUGCACCCAUUUAAUGUACCCAUGUGGAUUGCCCUGAACAGCAACUUGACCAACAACGAGUACACUUGGACCGAUAAGUGGAGAGUGCGGUACACUAACUGGGGUGCGGAGGAGCCCAGGCUUAAGUCAGCCUGCGUUUACAUAGAUGUCGACGGCUACUGGAAGACCUCGUACUGCAACGAAAGCUUUUAUUUUCUCUGCAAAAAGUCAGAUGAAAUACCAGCUACUGAACCCCCACAGCUGCCUGGCAAGUGUCCUGAGUCAGAGCACACGGCAUGGAUUCCCUUCCAUGGCCAUUGCUACUACAUCGAAUCUUCAUUUACAAGGAACUGGGGCCAAGCGUCCCUGGAGUGUUUGCGAAUGGGUGCCUCUCUGGCUUCAAUUGAAACUUUUGCUGAAUCCAGUUUUCUCUCAUACCGUGUUGAACCUCUUAAAAGCAAAACCAGCUUUUGGAUAGGCAUGUAUCGAAAUGUCGAAGGAAAGUGGCUUUGGUUGAACAACAAUCCUGUUUCCUUUGUCAACUGGAACACAGGCGACCCCUCUGGGGAACGGAAUGAUUGCGUAGUUUUAUCUCCAUCUUCUGGCUUUUGGAAUAAUCUCCACUGUACUUCCUACAAGGGCUUUAUUUGUAAAAUGCCAAAGAUUGUUGAUCCUAUAACUACACACUCAUCCAUUACGACAAAAGCUGACCAAAGGAAGAUGGAUCCUCAGCCCAGGGGCUCUUCGAGAGCAGCAGGAGUGGUCAUUGUGGUCCUCCUAAUUCUGAUGGGCGCUGGUGUUGCAGCCUAUUUCUUUUAUAAGAAAAGGCGUGCUCUGCACGUACCUCAAGAGGCCACCUUCGAGAACACGCUGUACUUUAACAGCAAUCCCAGCCCAGGAAUGAGCGACACAAAAGAUCUCAUGGGCAACAUCGAACAGAACGAGCAUGCUGUCAUCUAGGACUGUGAUGCGAGCAUCUUAUAGCUGAAGCUCGUGAAGUUUGAACUAAAGAUUUCAGUUUGUUAAUUUGAUGUGACUUUUUUUCCUUUUAAAAAAUAGCACUGGUUGCGCUGCUCUGCCUUUUCCUUCGCCUAAUGGAAACAAUAAUUGCUCAUUUUUUAUCCUGGCAAGAUUUAAAAGCAAAAACAAAAGAGGGAUAAUGAUGUUGAUGACCACUUUUGAAGACACCUUAGGUGACUACAUGGCACUGCAGUCUCAACACUGAUAAUUUGGUGGAAGGUCUCUUAUGUCAACUCUGUGCACAGUUCAAGAGCUCUAGAAAUGACCACAGAAGCCACUGGGAGUAUUUUUAGGACUUCCCAGAGAUAAGUUAUGCAUCGAAUUGUAAUUCAACAAUUAGAAGACCACGGUAAAAUAAACAAGUGCACACAACCCCAGAUGGAAUGAGAAUGUACUCAGCUUCUCUUUCAGCAGUCUUGAUUCAUGCCAGUUAUUGAGAACUGUAUUUAUCCGCAUGUAGAAUAAUAAAGCUACUGAGAAUCUUGUUUAUCCCGGGCAAGGUUUGACAGGCUGAAUAUUGCAAAUGUAUUCUGUGUCCUGUUGUAUGUAUAUUAGAAAUGUGACUAUGUGAAAAAAAAACUAUUAAUUUGCAUAACUGGAUGUACUUAGAUAAUAAAUAAGAGUAUUUAUUAUCUAAUUAAUGUGAUGAAUUAAUGUGAAAUAAACAUUAAAGAUGACAUGUAUUUUCAA